This is a messenger RNA of Ipomoea triloba (trilobed morning glory), 1517 nucleotides long. Its product is annotated as E3 ubiquitin-protein ligase RZFP34-like. The transcript has 12 exons. Gene Ontology annotation, molecular function: ubiquitin protein ligase activity; zinc ion binding. Gene Ontology annotation, biological process: protein ubiquitination; ubiquitin-dependent protein catabolic process. Gene Ontology annotation, cellular component: nucleus. The record is from RefSeq and is a predicted model, not a curated record. Bases 183 to 1058 code for a protein of 291 amino acids. Lineage: Eukaryota; Viridiplantae; Streptophyta; Magnoliopsida; Solanales; Convolvulaceae.
AUUUUCACAAAGAUUUGCAUUAUUGGUACCAGAUUUUUUUCUUCUAAUCACCCAAAAAUAUCUUCUUUUUUCUCCUCUGCAAUCAAACUCAGUUAACCAUCGUUUUCUGGACUUUUGAUAAUAAAACUGGGUGAUAUUCUUUCUGGUGAAUAUUGAAGUUAAACAGUUUUUGGUUGCUGGAAAUGGAGAACGCUUUGCUGCAGCAGAUGGUUCCUCGUCAGUUUUUGGAUGAAGAUGGAGCUAGGGCCGAGAUGGGAUGUGGAAAUUAUGGGUGCUCGCACUAUAUGAGGAGAUGCAAGAUCAGAGCUCCAUGCUGUGAUGAGAUAUUCGAUUGCAGACACUGCCACAAUGAAGCAAAGAAUUCUAUAGAAGUUGAUCCACUCAAGCGGCAUGACAUUCCUAGACAUGAAAUCAAAAGGGUCAUUUGUUCCUUGUGCAACACUGAGCAAGAUGUUCAACAAAGAUGCGUCCAAUGCGGGGUUUCUAUGGGGAAGUACUAUUGCUCAACGUGCAAUUUCUUUGAUGAUGAUGUUUCGAAGAAUCAAUACCACUGUGACAAAUGUGGAAUCUGCAGAACGGGAGGCAAAGAAAAUUUCUUUCACUGUAAUAGAUGUGGAUGUUGCUACUCAAAUUUGAUGAAGGAUUCACAUAUUUGUAUAGAAAAAGCAAUGCACCACAACUGCCCAGUUUGCUUUGAGUUUGUUUUUGAUACCACGAAAAAUAUUACUGUUUUGCCUUGUGGACACACUAUGCAUCUUGAAUGUGUGAUGGAGAUGGAAAGGCAUUAUCAGUAUUCUUGCCCCGUUUGCUCGAAAUCAUUUUGUGAUAUGUCCCGGGUAUGGGAAAAGCUUGAUGAGGAGGUUGCCUCGACACCUAUGCCGGAGAUGUAUCAAAAUAAGAUGGUUUCGAUCCUUUGCAAUGACUGUGGGAAUUCAUCUGAGACUAAGUUCCACGUUCUGGCACACAAGUGCCCUAACUGCAAAUCCUACAACACAAGGCAAACGAGAGGAGGCGCCACUUCAUGCUCAUCUAGGGUCACCGAAGUUGUUAGAGGAUGAACCUCUCUUAGACGAGGCUCAAGAGCAGAAUAUCCAAGCUAUUACUGGCAGUCAAGAAGCAAAAAUCCAGACAUCGAAUCAUCCUUCAUUCUUUCUGGUCUAUUUGCUCUACCCUUCCGUUGCCCGUUGGGGAGCAUCAUCACGCACGGCCAUCAUUGCACCAUUUAUGUGCAUACAGGGUAAUGAAUCGAUAUCUUUAGCUAAUUAUAGUUUCCAAUCGCCAAUAAUUAUAAAAGCAGUACGUGGUAGUUGUUGCCAGUAAAUGAGACCCUUUACUGGAACCUCAAGAACUAUUUCUGAAGAACCAAGUUCUUCGAGAACUACAACUUUAGAUCAAACUACUAGUUCUACAUGGGUAGGAAGACUUUUUAGACCUAAUCAGAGUAGAAAUACUCAGAUUAUAGAACAAAUUGUUAAUAUUGACAGAGACACUGAGGUAAUGUCAAAUGACUUUAUCAA